AUGCAGAUUCUUUUUGGACAACCUUCCUUGUCUCGUGAAACUGCUUCUGGACUUCGAGAUCUAUUAUACACAACAAGAGAAUGUCUCCUUGCACUGGAAAACAUGGACGUACCAGUCUCUGAAUGGGAUACGGUGUUGAUUUGGUUUCUUUUCCAGAAGUUGCCGAAUAUGAGCCAAAAACUGUGGGAAGAGAAACUAGGAAAUAGGAAAGAUUUACCGAAUUUUAAAGAAUUUACGGACUUUUUGGAGACAAGAUUCCGGACUCUCGAGGUUGCGGACCAGCAGGAACUUGGAGUAGGGUAUCGGACUAAAGAUGAGCCAUCCGUCAACAUAAGGCAUCGUGUACCAGCAGCAAAACCGAAGGUCUUACACGCUAAGCAAGCUGUUAAGCAGCCGUAUCGACAAGCAGCCAAAUCGAACCCUGCAGAGCAGCUGUCAUGCAAGUUGUGCAACGAAGGUAAGCACACGCUCAGAAAAUGCCAACGUUUUUUGAAUAUGGACAUCUUGGGACGAAAAGAUACAGUUCGUAGGCUCCAGGUCUGCGAAAAUUGCCUAUCCUACGGCCAUCUAGUUCAAGCUUGUCUGUCAAUUAGUUCAUGCUAUUUUUGCCAACAAAGGCAUCAUUCUUUGCUGCACUGCAACGCACAACAGAUUAACAAACAACAACAACAGCCUGUAGCCAGUACAUCUGCUCAGGGAUUACAAAACAAUACAAAGGUAUUACAAGUGACAGUGAACCCAAAUGCGCCUGAGUUUCAGCCGAUGGGGGAACAACAGCUCCAGUCAAACGGACAAACGUUUAAUUACCACGCGAUAGAUGGUGAUCGCAAACACGCACAUCAGGUGCUUCUGGCAACAGCGGUUGUUAAGGCACGAGCAGCGGACGGCAGGCUACGCCUUUUACGUGCUCUGAUCGAUACCGGCUCAGAAACGUCGUUUAUCACCGAAGCUGCCGCACAACUGCUGAAAUUGAAAAGGCAACGGAACAUUGCCGAAGUAUCUGGGUUAGGAUUGGUCAGCAGCGGCACUACGCAACACUCCGUCGAAGUACGUUUUGCGUCCCGCCACUCGACGUUUGAGACUGCCGUUCAGGCUUUGGUCUUCAAGUCGCUGACUGGGCAUCUCCCGACCCAACGAGUGAUACCCGGCAAAUGGAACCAUCUAAAGGGUCUUUCGUUAGCAGAUCCCCAUCUCUACGAACCUGCACCCAUUGAUCUUCUAUUAGGGAGUGACGUUUGUGCUCAGAUACUUCUUCCCGAGAUAAGAAGACCAGAAGAUGGAUUGGGACCAAUCGCGCAAAAGACGGAGCUUGGGUGGAUAGUGUUAGGGAAAGUUCCAGCGGAAAUUCCCCGGCAAAUUCGAAGCUUCGUCCAAAUUACGGAUUUGAGCUCACAACUGGAGAAGUUUUGGGAAAUGGAAGAAAUGCCGUUCCAGACACUUGAAACCGAGGAGAACAUCGUUUGUGAUGAAAUCUUCAAGAAAAACACAAGACGUUUACCAGACGGACGUUAUGAGGUAAAAUUGCCAUUUAAAAAUGAAGGUCUCCCAGCAAUGGGAACGAGUAGACAAGUCGCUUUCCGUAGAUUUCUUCAUCUGGAAAGGAGGCUUGAUGCGGAUCCGAAGCUUCGUACGGACUACAAUAAAUGUAUCCGAGAAUAUAAAGAACUCCAACACAUGGAGGAAAUAGAUGCAAAUGAUGCAGUUUUACAAACUCCAUUUCAUUAUUUCUUGCCACAUCAUGCCGUUUUUAAGGAAGCAAGCUCCACAACGAAGCUGAGAGUAGUAUUUGACGCAGCUGCGAAGGCUUCGGACGGGAAAUCCCUCAACGACCGUUUACUUGUGGGUCCAAAAUUGCAGUCGAGUAUCAUAGAUCUCGUGCUAAAAUGGAGGACUCACCGAGUCACCUUUACGGCCGACAUCGAGAAGAUGUAUCGGCAAAUUUUGGUUAGUUUCCCGGACCGAUACUAUCAGCUUAUCAUGUGGAGAGAGCAAAAGACUGCUCCUAUACAAUUUUACAAAAUGAACACUGUUACUUUUGGCACAGCAAGUGCACCAUACCUUGCUAUCAAGGUCCUAACCAAAGUAGCUGAAGACGAAGAAGAAAAUUUUCCGGUGGGGGCGAAUGUUGUCCGUAAGGACAUGUAUGUCGAUGACUUAAUCAGCGGUGCUGAUUCACUCGAAGAAGCACGGAAGAAGCGUGAUGAAGCGAGGCAACUGUUGGCGUCUGCGGGCUUCAAUUUACGAAAAUGGACAAGCAACGUAAAGGAACUCAUCGAGGAUAUCCCAGUUCAAGAUCGUGAGCUUGAUUUUGAACUUCCGUUCAAUUCGGCCGACCACGUUAAGACGCUCGGGAUUAAGUGGUAUCCCAAAGAUGAUUGCUUUUCGUACCAGAACUUACAGCCGCCAACAGAAGCAACAACAAAAAGGUCAAUGUUAUCGACGAUAGCCAAACUCUUCGACCCAAUGGGAUGGAUUUCCCCAUGCAUCAUCACGGCCAAGCUAAUGAUGCAGCGACUAUGGGAUCUUGGAUAUGAUUGGGAUGAACAGAUUUCAACAACUUUGAUGAAGGAUUGGGACACUUUUCUUAGAGAACUUCCUUUGAUCGAACGGCUUCGCAUCCCACGGUGGACCAAGUUGAGCAAGACCAACAAGGCAAUCGAGCUUCACGGAUUUUGUGACGCUUCAACGAAAGCUUACGGUGCAGCAAUCUAUCUCCGCGUUCUUGAUGUUGAUGGCAAUAUCCAUGUCAAUCUUUUGUUAUCCAAGACAAAGGUGGCACCAAGCCAACGAACGGUAACACUGCCUCGUCUAGAACUGUGUGGUGCUGUAGUUUUGGCUCAGCUGUUACAGUACACAAAGCAAGUCUUAGAAAUUCAAGAUGUCAAGAUGUAUGCGUGGACAGAUUCUGCGAUCGCAUUAGCCUGGAUACGCGCCACUCCCGCCAAAUGGACCACAUUCGUCUCUAACCGCGUUUCGGAAAUCCAGCGGUUAGUGGGGAUCGAUUGCUGGGGACAUGUCGCAACGCUUCAUAACCCAGCCGAUCUAGCGUCCAGGGGUGUAUUUCCGUCAGAAUUGAAAUCACUGGAAACUUGGUGGUUUGGACCAGAAUUUCUUAGGAACCAAUGGGAGUUCGAUGCUCCGCAUCAACCCAUCGAAAGUGAUACAACUGAAGAAAAGCGGACGGUGAAGAUACUCAACAUUCAUGUGUCAAAUAGCAACAGUAUCCUGCAAACUAUAUACAACUGUUCGAGCCUACUCAAGGUUGUACGGGUCAUUGCACACUGUUCUCGAUUUACAAAAAGGUGUCGACCGAAAUUGGGGCUUAUAGAAGGUCCGUUUAGCUCCAAGGAACUCGAGGCAGCACAUAUCAUCGUCGUCAAGGCAGCACAACAUGAGAUGUUCCAAACAUAG
Eupeodes corollae is the source of this 3411-nucleotide messenger RNA. RefSeq lists its product as uncharacterized. The transcript has a single exon. The coding region runs from base 1 to 3411 and encodes 1136 amino acids. NCBI's taxonomy places the organism in Eukaryota, Metazoa, Arthropoda, Insecta, Diptera, Syrphidae. The record is from RefSeq and is a predicted model, not a curated record. Gene Ontology annotation, biological process: proteolysis. Gene Ontology annotation, molecular function: aspartic-type endopeptidase activity.